CAUCCUGCCAAGAACGAACGCUCCUGCACCCCAUGUCUCUUCCCAAGAGCAGCGCGGACAUGGCGGCGCACGUCGACGGCGAGUGCCCGGCGCGCGGCGGCACCGCGGCGGCGUCCGCGCGAGCCGCGCCGCCCUCCUCCAGCCGCCGCCGCCGCCGCUACUGCAACGGCGUCUACCUGGGUUUCUUGGUGUUCAUCGUGCUGUUCGGCUUCAUCAUGGGCGCUCUGGUGGCGGAAUCGAUGGGGAAUCGUCGCGGGAAGGUGGUGGUGAUGGUGCUGUGCCCUCUGACGUUUGUGUUCUUCGGAGCUUGUAUGUUUCACAUGGAGUGGACUACUGCCGUUAUCAACCAUGAGCUGGAGAUGAUGGUUUGAUCGAUCGAUCGAUAGGGCAAGCAGUUUAAUUACAAGUUUGGUAGUGCUACGUAGUGCUAGUUUCAGGCAAGCAGCGUACCUUGUAAUUUUGCAAGUAGCUUCAGGCAAACAAAGUGUUGGUUUGGUAUAGUGCUACGUAGUGCUAGUUUCAGGCAAGCAGCUACUUCCUUCGUUUCAGAUUAUAACACUUUCUAGCAUUGUCCACAUUCAUAUAUAUAUUAAUAAAUCUAGACAUAUUGUU
Molecule: messenger RNA, 612 nt
Organism: Oryza sativa Japonica Group (Japanese rice)
Lineage: Eukaryota; Viridiplantae; Streptophyta; Magnoliopsida; Poales; Poaceae
Source: RefSeq, a predicted model, not a curated record